CCUAGAUUCAGUAUUCAGAUUACAAUUCCAGUGAGUCUUUGAUUUGAUACAUCCAUCUACCAUCAUGUCUAUCUGUCGCCAGAAUUUCGCAAGCGCUGCUGAAAAGCACCUUAGUGAACAGAUCAAUGUCGAGCUUACUGCGCAAUAUCACUACAACAGCGCCGCGGCCUACUUUGACCGUGACGAUGUCGCCCUUCCAGGUUUCAAGACAGAUCGGGGCAGUUUAGAUGCACUUGUUAAGGACUAUUGCACAAGUUAUUUUUGAUGCAGAAAUUCUUCAAGAAAUCAUCUGAAGAAGAAGGAGAACACGCGCAGAUGCUUAUCGACUACGUGAACAAGCGCGGGGGAGUGUGCGAGUUCUCAGCAAUCGAGGCACCGCCAAAGUGGACUGGCCCUCUCAUGGCCAUGGAAGCUGCUCUAGCAAUGGAGAUGAAGGUGAAUGCGUCGCUUCUGUCGCUACACAAGACCGCUGAGGACAAUGACGAUGCUCAGAUGUGCGAUUUCCUGGCAAGCAACUACUUGGGAGAACAGAUCGAUGGCCAGAAAGAAAUUGCCGAUCUGAUCACAAAUCUGAAGAGAGUGGGCGGCGACAACUUGGGCUUGUUCUUAUUCGACCAGCAACUGGGAUCCAGAGCAUAAAUUAAAGCACUGGUGCAUUGUUUGAGUGGGAAAAGUUGGGUUGCGUGACUAUCGGAGAUUACCAGUUUUUCCAAUCAUCUGAUCUGAACAUAGGUCUUUUUUCUGGCUAUUAGAGACACUUGGGCAUGAUGUAGCCUUAUUUGCCGAUUCGGCUCAAAUAAAGGUAUACCAUAUAAGUAGGGGUGUCCUUCUCAUUUCGAUAGCUGACUGGCAAAUGUUCGCUUAGCAGAUUCAUAGCCGUUCCCCUGAACGCUUGCUGAACUGUUCUACAUUGCAGCCAUUCUAGGCUGAUAAAGCGGACUUUGCUUAUACGACACGAAACAGAGGCUGAUUUCAUUAGUGCACUGUCUUCGAAAUACGAUAGAAAAGACCUCUGUCACAGGUUAGUUAUCAAUUUUAAAUUGGUUGCGGCCUUCUACAAGCAUCUAAUCGGCUCUGGUGUACAGUUCAGAUACCAGCACAGACACGACUAAUAAUAAUCACCCGACCAUUAGCUCUCACAAUUGAUGGCAUAGUCACUCAGACAUAUAUGCUCUAGCUAUUGCUUUUCCGAUAUAGUCAAUGCUUUACAUGUGUAUAGAAUAAUUAUAGAGGCUAACAUGUGUAUUCAAAUUUUUAAGGCUCAGAUACAGACUUCUUGAAACAAAC
Messenger RNA from Sphaeroforma arctica JP610, 1287 nucleotides. RefSeq lists its product as hypothetical. The record is from RefSeq and is a predicted model, not a curated record. Gene Ontology annotation, biological process: iron ion transport; intracellular iron ion homeostasis. Bases 265 to 639 code for a protein of 124 amino acids. Gene Ontology annotation, molecular function: ferrous iron binding; ferric iron binding. NCBI's taxonomy places the organism in Eukaryota, Ichthyosporea, Ichthyophonida. Gene Ontology annotation, cellular component: cytoplasm. The transcript has 6 exons.